CUCGGGGGCGCGCAUUACGUCACUUCUCCUCCUCAUGAUUUGCUGCGUGGGUCACCUCGCUGCCCGUAUCCAGCCUCUGCAUCCUGUAAGGCUGGUCCUGCCACCGCCAUCACCAUCUUCAUCGUCACCUUCGCCACGGACGGCUGAUCCGCGUCUCUUCUUCUAGGGGAAACCGCUGGUUGGGGUGAGCGCGCCUUCCCCACCUUGCACUGGCGGACAGUUUCGAGGAUGGCGGAGAGCGAGGCUGACACGCCGAGCACACCGAUCGAGUUUGAGAGUAAAUACUUCGAGUUUGACGGAGUGCGGCUGCCGCCCUUCUGCAGAGGGAAGAUGGAGGAGAUCUCCAACUUCUCCCUGAGAAGUAGCGACAUAUGGAUUGUCACCUACCCGAAAUCAGGAACCAGUCUGCUGCAGGAAGUUGUGUUUCUAGUGAGUCAGGGAGCAGAUCCCGAUGAGAUUGGCCUUAUGAACAUCGAUGAACAGCUCCCUGUCAUAGAAUACCCCCAACCUGGGCUGGAUGUUAUACAGGAGCUGACAUCACCUCGCUUGAUAAAAAGCCAUCUUCCCUACAGAUUCCUCCCUACAGCUAUGCACAACGGAGAGGCCAAGGUUAUCUACAUGGCCAGGAACCCUAAAGACCUGGUGGUAUCCUACUAUCAGUUCCACCGCUCUCUCAGGACUAUGAGCUACCGUGGAACUUUUCAAGAGUUCUGUCGGCGCUUCAUGAAUGAUAAAUUGGCAUAUGGUUCCUGGUUUGAACAUGUUCAGGAAUUCUGGGAGCAUCGUAUGGACUCCAAUGUCCUCUUCUUGAAAUAUGAAGACAUGUUCAAGGAUCUGGGGAUGAUGGUGGAGCAGCUGGCCAGGUUCCUCGGUGUUUCCUGUGACAAAGCUCAGCUGGAGGUUCUGGUGGAGAACUGCAACCAACUGAUUGAGCAAUGCUGCAAAUCUGAGGCACUGUCCAUCUCUAGCUGCCGUGUGGGUGUGUGGAGAGAUGUCUUCACAGUGUCUAUGAAUGAAACAUUUGAUGCUUAUUACAGACAGAAGAUGGCCAAAUCUGACCUAACCUUUGACUUCUGUCUGUGAGGACUGUGGCCCCCCCCCCCCCCCUGACCCCACUGAUCUCUACAAGUGCUCAUAUCUUAGAAGAAAUCCACGCUUCUGCAACGCUUCUCCAUCGGCUCAAGUCUAACUGUGCAGUCAUAGGAUGACUUGAAUAUUUUUUUUUCCAAUAAUGCAAUCUGUUUUGCUGAAAUCACACAGUUGCAGCCAGCUAGAAAUCACUGUGCAACUUCUAAAAUAUCCUUGAACAAACAAACUGCCCAAAUCUACACUACCAGUCAAAAGUUUGGACUCAUCUCUCAUUCAAUGGAUUUUCCUUAUGUUUAUUACUUUCGACACUGCAGAUGCAUAAUGAAGGCAUCAAAACUCAAACUCAAGUAUAUAGAAUUAUUGAUCAAAAACAAAAUUGUGAA
Molecule: messenger RNA, 1472 nt
Organism: Fundulus heteroclitus (mummichog)
Lineage: Eukaryota; Metazoa; Chordata; Actinopteri; Cyprinodontiformes; Fundulidae
Gene: sult4a1
Product: sulfotransferase family 4A, member 1
Exons: 7
Coding region: 229-1083 (284 amino acids)
Biological process (GO): sulfation
Cellular component (GO): cytoplasm
Molecular function (GO): sulfotransferase activity
Source: RefSeq, a predicted model, not a curated record